UUUUUUUUUUUCUUGUCCCCUCUCUUUUCUUCAUCCUAAUUAAUAUUAAUUUUUUUUUUCUAUCUAUAUUUUUUUUCUUGCCAAUUGUUGUGGUUCUUUUUACCUGCCAUUACAUCAUUGGCUUCGGUUGGUCUAGGGAUCGGUUUCCAACACCGGCUUCUCCUGAAAUUCUCAUCAGCCUUUAUAUAGAGCCCCUCCCCGAGCGCCUCUCUGUUCAUGAUCCUUCAGAUCCAUGGUUCUAUAUUCAGAAGCUUCCUACCUACUACAAUCCAAUCUGCAAAUCUUUGCCACUCGACUUUGAUAUCUUUUGGAUCAUCGUCGACUACCUACACCGAUCUACCUCGCAAUUACCGGUCUUCCCAAUCUCGACGAAGACACAUCACCAACAGUAAACAAUGGCAUACACCAGACCCGACACUUUCACAUUACCGGAGGACGAACGGAUGUUCUUGAGUCAGCCAAGUCCACUUUCUCGUCCCCACGACUCGUUCUCCAAGGGUCCCGACCCAUUGACGGCCAACUGGAACUACGACAGCGCUAUUGAUCUGUUCUCCUUGAACACGAUGAUUCCCGAGACUUUUCCUUUGGAGAUGUCCAAUGACAUGAUGACUCUGGAUCCCAAGGAUUUUCCCACCGACUUCUUCGCCCCGCCUCCGGAUAUCAGUGGCUUCACCAUCUCCAACCACUCGGGCGAGGAUGCUGCCUCCUGCGGCUCCUUUUCUUCUGACCUCGAAAGUGACGAUCAGUCGUGGUCCCCCACUUGCCGUGUCUCUCCUCUGGACUCAAUGCCCAUGGAGUUGCCCAAGCCUGCGUCGAGAUCUGUGAAGAGUGCCACCCGCCGCAGGACUGCAACUGCAACCCAGCAGCAGAAGGCCCGUGACGAUAUGGUGAAGCGAUGGUCGUCCAGUCCGGAAAUUACACCGCAGGACUACCCCGCUGCCAGCGUGUCUCCUCUCCCCACCCCCUCAUCCCCGGCCACCGCUACCCGCAAAACGACACGCAGCAUGUCUGGGGACUCUAAUGCCAGCACAGGCCCGGCCAACACGGCAACGGGCCGCAAUGCCGCCAAGCGGGCCGCACACAACAUCAUUGAGAAGCGGUACCGGACCAACAUGAACGCCAAGUUCGUUGCCUUGGAGAAGGCCAUGAGCGGGGGCAUCCAGAAGCCGACCAAGGGUGGAUCAGCGUCGCUGAAGAAGUCCGAGAUUCUCACCAAUGCUAUUGCCUUUAUGCAGGAAUUGCAGGAGGAGAACAAGGCGCUCCAGAAGGAGCUGGCCAUGAUGAAACAGAACGUGGUCCCUAAUGGGAUGUGGCGACACAACAAGGGAGCCGAAGCCUUUCACGCCUAAUUCUUACCCUCUCACCGUCUCCCCCGUGAGGCUUUCUCUUCCUCUGCUAUGACCGUCACGAAUCUCUUGUAUAAUAUAUUAUGAUCCCUUUCUUUUGUGUUGAUAAUUAUUUUUGGUUAUCUUGGGUCUGAGACCCCUCUCCUGUCGUGGAUGGCGAACAUGGAACAACGGCUUGGUUU
Messenger RNA from Aspergillus japonicus CBS 114.51, 1528 nucleotides. Its product is annotated as HLH DNA binding domain protein. The transcript has 2 exons. Gene Ontology annotation, molecular function: protein dimerization activity. Bases 396 to 1349 code for a protein of 317 amino acids. NCBI's taxonomy places the organism in Eukaryota, Fungi, Ascomycota, Eurotiomycetes, Eurotiales, Aspergillaceae. The record is from RefSeq and is a predicted model, not a curated record.